AUGACUAUCAAGGAAGAUGACGACACUGUUUCUUCUUCAGUGUUAGAAGAACAAUCUCUACAACCAAAGAGCGGAGAGAACUCAGUGGUAACAAAGAUUAGCAAAAUAUUAUCCCUUCGUUUUGUCAUUAUUGCGUCGGUUAUUGUACUUGUAAUAUUGUGUUGCUUAUCAGUUUGGUUGGCAUCUUACAUUGGAUCCUCGAAUGCUUUGAAUACUUUGAACAGUGAUUUGAUUGUUUCGGUUGAACAAAAAAUUAUGAAUUACAUGAGAGACCGUCUCACUCCAAUAAUUGCUGCAGGUGAUGCUAUGGCAAUGGAUUACAACACAGGUGUUGCACCUCAAAACUCGACAUUUCAAAAAUAUUAUCUCAUGUCCAAAUAUCUCUCCUUUAGAGCCAACAGUAUUGGUUAUUUCGUUGCAACUCCAGCAUCUGCAGUAUUUUGUAUUAUUGAAAAAGGAAGUGGUGCCAAUUUACAACUACUCUUUGCCGAACAGUACUAUGGAGAGUAUGGCUAUGUUUUCAAUCCUGUAUUGAACACAACAUUGGUGACAUUGGGAACUCCCUUACCUAGAGCGCCGUAUCAGGUUCAUCAGCAAGAUUACUACAAUAUCAGCAGUGAUUUAUUUGCCAAGUACAACACAGAUAAGGUAUUUGGGCCACCUUACGUGCCACCUACUGGUAGUGUUGCCGUCUAUUAUGCCACCAAGAUUUACAACCCUUUAAUAUACAUGCAAUUAGGAGAGAAAGUGCCUGUAGGAAUUGUAAAGCUUAAUGUCGGUCUUUUGAAUAUUCAACAAUUCUUAGCAAAUAUUACUCUCAUUGGGAGAGGUUAUGUAUUAGUGGCAGAGGAGAAUAAUUUAGUAAUAGGAGGCUCCAUUAAUUGCAGUGCUAUUAAUCCAUCCCAACGUGUUCACCUCUAUGAUUUGAUCGAUCAACAAGCUGGUGCCUUGAUGCAAUCACUUGCUUCUCAAUUUGGUGGAAAUUUGAAUAAUGCUCCAUCUCUUCAGGGACUUCAAGUCACUAGUAAGGGCAGUGAUUACAGAGUGACUAGAUUUAAGUUUGAAAUAUUGAAUUUGAAAUGGAAUGUUUUCUUUGUCAUGUAUCAAGAAGACCUACAAAAGACCACUAAUUUAAACACAGGAAUAUCAGUGGGUGUAGCAUUAGGUUGCUCACUGAUCGGUUUACUCAUGAGUAUAAUGAUUGGAUGGAUGAUUACUCAACCUAUGAAAUAUUUAGAGAGACAAUUAGGCCUUAUCAAAAAGUUUGACUUGGAUAAAGUACAUUUUUCGAGUUCACCCUUUGGAGAAGUUAGUUCCAUUUAUAAAUCUCUUGGAGAGAUGGUCUACUGGUUGAAUGAAUUCAAGUCUUUCAUUCCAGAAAGUGUCUUUUCCCAACUAAAGGACAUGGAUGGAACUUCCUCAAUGGAUGAAAUGUCUGCCACUAAUAAGAAAAAUCAAGUGCAACCAAUUCAAGCACAGCAUUCCUCAUUUCUUUCUAAACAAGAUCACCAUGAAUCUCAGCGACACCAUUCAUCGUCCAUGAAAUCAAAGUCCUCAAUUAGUGAAAAAUCCUCAAUAUUAUUGAACAAAGCCAAAAAUACCACUCUUUUCAAAUUAGGACUUUCACACAAAGAGUGUAUGGUAAUUUCUGUUCGGUUGAUGGGACUUUCAUCUCUUUCCAAGGAUGUAAUCGAGAAUGUCAUUGCAAGAGUUUUUAAAUCAUUGGGAGCCAUCACCAAAACUAUUAGUGGAGAUUUACAAAUAUUCUCAAUUGAAGAGAUGCAACUAUCGUUAGCUGUAAACAAAUCCAAUACUAAUAAUGGGAAACUUGCAAAUAAGGCAUUUGAAACUGCUUUGAAAAUUUCAAAAGCUCUCUCACAAGAUUUAGCCAACAACCACCACAACAAGAAUAAUAAUGUUGCAAUAAGCCAUUCUGUUGGUGUUUGUUGUGGUGAGGCAUUGAUUGGAAACUUAGGAACUACUUCAUUAAGAUACUAUUCCAUUGCUGGUGAUAUUACAGCAAGAGCGAAACAGUUAGCAAUGUAUGGCGAGAAAUAUAAUGUUAGAAUGAUGACAGAUGAAAAAACCUUGUUGAACAAUCCUGACGUGAGAGGGCUAUUCGUUUUGAGACCACUUGAUAGAUUGUGUUUUGUCAACAGGAUUGGGUGCAUUGAAGAGAAUGUGCCCCCACAGAAACACAUUGAAACUGUGUUUGAAUUAGUCAAGUCAUGUACUGUUCAAGAUGAUGAGUGGUUGUAUGAAAUUGAGCAACAUAAGGAAAAUCAAAAAUAUGCUGAACUUACCGAUGCAUUCUCUGUAUUUAACCACAAGGUUGAACAGUUGUCCACAUCAGAAAAAGAUUUGUUCGAAACAAGCUAUCAAAUAUUCUCUUCGUAUCAAACAAAGUGUCCUAACGAUUUACCACUCUCAAAAUUAUUAGAAGUCAUGGACAGAAUUCGUGGCGAAGAUGCCAUUUUGGAGGCUUUGACAAGCUAUCACUCAACUAUUGGCCUGUACUCUGAGAAUAUUUCAGUACAUAAAUGA
This is a messenger RNA of Naegleria lovaniensis, 2544 nucleotides long. RefSeq lists its product as uncharacterized. The record is from RefSeq and is a predicted model, not a curated record. NCBI's taxonomy places the organism in Eukaryota, Heterolobosea, Eutetramitea, Acrasida, Naegleriidae. Bases 1 to 2544 code for a protein of 847 amino acids. The transcript has 3 exons.